AUGGCAUUUCGUGGACAUGAUGAAUCUGAAGAUUCAAACAAUCAAGGAAACUUUCUUGAACUGUUGCAUUGUUUCUUCUCAAUUUUAGUUGAUGAAUCUCGAGAUACUUCUAUGAAAGAGCAAAUGUCAGUUGUCAUUCGUUAUGUGAAGAAUGCGUGUAUAUUGGAACAUUUUAUUGGUGUCAUUCAUGUUUUGAAUACCACAGCUGCCUCACUUAAGGCUGCAAUUGAUCAGUUAUUCUCAACGUAUAGUUUAAUCAUAUCUAAUUUAAGAGGCCAGGGAUAUGAUGGAACUAGUAACAUGCGAGGUGAGUAUAAUGGCCUCAAAGCACUUAUUUUGAAAGAAAAUCCAAGUGCUUACUAUAUUCAUUGCUUUGCUCAUCAACUUCAAUUAGCUCUUGUAGCCGUGGCACAGAAACAUCCGAAGAUUGAAACUUUCUUAACUAGAGUACAUAGAUUGGUGAAUAUUGUUGGAGGAUCAGCUAAACGGAGUGAUCUUAUUCGAGAGAAUCAAAGAUUGAAAAUUCUUGAAUCACACUCAGUAUUGGUGAAAUAUCAAGCGGACGAGGUUUCAAUCAAGAAAUUACUCUUCAGCGUCCUGGGGAUACACGUUGGGACUCUCACUAUAGUUGUUUAA
Olea europaea var. sylvestris is the source of this 636-nucleotide messenger RNA. Its product is annotated as zinc finger MYM-type protein 1-like. The record is from RefSeq and is a predicted model, not a curated record. The transcript is spliced from 2 exons. NCBI's taxonomy places the organism in Eukaryota, Viridiplantae, Streptophyta, Magnoliopsida, Lamiales, Oleaceae. Bases 1 to 636 code for a protein of 211 amino acids.